CAUGGCUUCUUCUUCCUUCGUCGCUUUCGUGGCUCUAGCCAGCAGCUGCCUCCUCAUCCUCCAUUCGCGCAGCGUCUCCGGCUGGUCUGACGGCGGCGCGACGUGGUACGGUCCCCGCCACGGCGCCGGCUCUGACGGUGGUGCGUGCGGGUACCAAGGCGACGUGGAGAAGCCGCCGUUCUCCGCCAUGAUCACGGCGGGUGGCCCCUCCAUAUUCAAUGGCGGCAAGGGCUGCGGCGCUUGCUAUCAGGUUAGAUACAUCGGCAAUUCCGCUUGCUCUGGGUCCCCGGCGACCGUGGUCGUCACAGACCAGUGCCCCGGCGGGCCGUGCCAGGCUGAGGCUGCGCACUUCGACCUCAGCGGGAAAGCGUUCGGCGCCAUGGCCAAGCCCGGACAGGAUGACAACCUCCGCAACGUCGGCAAGCUUAGAAUCCAGUACAACCGGGUUCCGUGCAACUGGCAUGGGCUCGACAUCGCCUUCAAGGUGGACGCCGGCUCCAACCCCAACUACCUUGCGGUGCUCAUUGAGGACGAGGCCGGCGACGGAGACCUGUCUGCGGUCGAGCUUCAGCAGCGCGGCGGCAGCUGGGCGCCGAUGCAGGAGUCGUGGGGCGCGGUCUGGAAGUACAACGCCGGGUCCACUCUGCAGGCACCCAUAUCGUUCCGCCUCACCUCCGGCUCCGGCAAGAAGCUCGUCGCCAGGAAUGUCAUCCCCGCCGGCUGGCAGGCCGGCAAGACCUACCGAUCCAUCGUAAACUUCCAGUGAUUGAUCCGUCCGUGGGAUCAAUUGAGUGCGCAUGUUAAAUUAGUUGUGCAGCACGAGUGCGCUAGCUAUAUGUAGUAAUCGAGCCCGUGCCCGGAAUAAUACUUGCUGUCAUGCUUUGAAAAAUUGCAA
Molecule: messenger RNA, 895 nt
Organism: Triticum aestivum (bread wheat)
Lineage: Eukaryota; Viridiplantae; Streptophyta; Magnoliopsida; Poales; Poaceae
Product: putative expansin-B14
Exons: 3
Coding region: 2-766 (254 amino acids)
Biological process (GO): sexual reproduction
Cellular component (GO): extracellular region
Source: RefSeq, a predicted model, not a curated record